AUGGUUUCUCUGAGUCGAGCAAAGAAAGCGUCUUCUCCUACCCUAUACUGAAUGUAGUAGUUGAGAAGCUUAUAAGGGGUGCGUAUAUAAACGAAGCAACAUCCCCGAGAGAACCAUAACUCACCUACUACUGACCAUCAACGGAUGACUAUUUAUUUUCAAAAUAUUCACAAUUAUUUUUUUUUCGUGCUCGUCGGUACUCACUCGGGAUUGUGGUUAUUUUUGUUUCAAAUUGUUAUACAAUAAUUGAACUUGUUGUUGUUAUUUAAAUAUUUUAAAUAACUCAAAAUUUAUUUAAUUAAGUUUAUAACGCAGUGUUGUGAUUUGAGUAAUUGUAAGAUUCGGAAUAACUUUUAGCCGACCAUAAAACUCAUCACAAUGACAGCGUACGUAAACUCACCUUCAAGACACCUCGCGUUAGACUGUACAUCAUUGAAACAAAACUUUAAUGAAAAAACAGAAACAGUUUUAGAUCUUUCUUGCAAAAAAGAACAUGAUAGCCAAAUAGCUUCAUGUAAUUUAAGUCCCGUGUCACUGGAAGCAAGAUCAGUGUCGCCGUUAAGCGAGAGUACCAACGAGCAACAUCAUUAUCAUCAUCAUAAUAAUAAUUAUCAUGAAGAAUUAGCGCAGCAGCAUCAGGCCCAGAAGCAGCAAAAUUGUCCUCGUUAUUACCAAGAUUAUCAUAAUAAUUCAUCUGAAGACGAACAAAAAAGUCCUGAGAGUCGUUCAUUCAUGGUAACACCACCUUCAGAUUCAGAUUCGCCAACGAAGUCAAAAUAUCAAGGCAUUUCACCGCAACAAACUUCACCUGAAACAGAUCAUCAUCAUCAUUAUUCGCCUACUUCAUCGCCAAUGUUAUUUAUGAAUAAUCCAAUAACGCACCCAGUACAUCAUCCUGUGAUGCCAGUGCCAAAUAACAGUAUUUCUUACCCUCAAGUGCUAGCACCGACGACGAACUUGUUAACAAUAAAUCCAAAGGUAUCCGAGCAAGCUUGUACACCUGACGUUGGGAAGAAAGCACCUCGGCCAUUCAAAGCGUAUCCUAAAGACCCACUGGCUUUGACAGUCAGCCCGCCGGAAUUCAUGUACGACCAAAAUUCAAAAGAAUCUUACAGCGAGUUUCGCAAGCGGAUGCUUGAGUCGGUGAGAAAAUCCAAUGACGGUACUAAUAUUAAAAUGAGAAGGUUGAGUAAAAAUUCAAACUUACCAACCAGCACUGUCGAUGACAAGGACAUGGCUUACUGGGAAAGGCGCAGGAAAAAUAAUGAAGCGGCGAAACGAUCGCGCGACGCAAGACGAGCUAAGGAAGAUGAAAUCGCUAUCAGGGCAGCUUAUCUAGAGCAAGAAAAUAUUAAAUUAAAAUAUGAAAUCAUAGCACUGAGAAAUGAAACUGCAAGGCUGCGUUGCAUGAUUUAUCCUAGUUAAUAAAUUUGUUUAGAAACUAGUUGUAGAUACAAAUAGAUUUUGUAAAUAUUAAUGUACAUAGUUAAUGAUUUAAUCGAGUCUAAUUUAGCGUAUAAAUUUGAGAUAUUAUUUUGUUAUCCAUACCUUUUUGUACAAUAAAACAAAAAGUAACGAUUCGUCUGAUUUAGUUAUUGUAUAACUGAGUAGAAAUUUUUUUUAUUUCAAAAUGUAUAGCUUAUGACUAGAGGUUAUAAAUGUAGGAGAGAAUUAUUAUAAAUAAUUGACUGAAAAAUAUACAUCCCAUCAUUGUAUCUAUUACUUAAAACCAAGUAUACUAGUUUUAUAUUAACUAACUUCUGUAAUAUUUGAUAUUUAUCCGUAACAAUAAUGAUAAAUUUUGGAAUUUAUAAACUUAACUAAUUUUUUU
Messenger RNA from Cotesia glomerata, 1831 nucleotides. RefSeq names its product protein giant (gene gt). The record is from RefSeq and is a predicted model, not a curated record. The coding region runs from base 379 to 1425 and encodes 348 amino acids. Gene Ontology annotation, biological process: regulation of transcription by RNA polymerase II. Gene Ontology annotation, cellular component: nucleus. The transcript is spliced from 5 exons. Lineage: Eukaryota; Metazoa; Arthropoda; Insecta; Hymenoptera; Braconidae. Gene Ontology annotation, molecular function: RNA polymerase II cis-regulatory region sequence-specific DNA binding; DNA-binding transcription factor activity, RNA polymerase II-specific.